This is a messenger RNA of Rattus rattus (black rat), 4227 nucleotides long. It is a transcript of the gene Ifnlr1, whose product is annotated as interferon lambda receptor 1. Gene Ontology annotation, molecular function: protein binding. The transcript is spliced from 7 exons. Bases 325 to 1917 code for a protein of 530 amino acids. Lineage: Eukaryota; Metazoa; Chordata; Mammalia; Rodentia; Muridae. The record is from RefSeq and is a predicted model, not a curated record.
UCCAGCAGAAACUCUGGUAAGAAACUCGCAAGACAGGCUGGGUGCCGUCCUCCAUCUCCAAAACAGGAGACCUGCCGGUGACCUCGAACUCUACCCUGGGUGCUGAUUACUUACUCCUCAUCGGAACCCCAGAGCUGGAUUUCUUGUCUGAUUUACAGAAAAUGUUACUGAGAGCCCCGCCCCCACCCACGGCGGCAACGCGAGGCGGCCCUAGGUGAAUCCCCGCCGUUGGCACCGCCGGAGGCUCCUCCUCCCUCGGCCGCCGCCCUUGUCACCUGCCGCCCAGGGGCCUGGCAGCGGGCGGCGGGGACCCUCGGGACCGAAAUGUGGCGGGCUGGCCGGUGGGCGCCCCUACUCCUGUUCCUGAUGCAAAGCGCCCUAGGAAGGCCCCGUCUAGCCCCACCCAGAAACGUGACACUGCUCUCCCAGAAUUUCACUGUUUACCUGACAUGGCUCCCAGGGCUAGGUAGCCCCCCGAACGUGACCUACUUUGUGACCUACAAAAGCUAUAACAACCAUUGGCGAAGAGUGGAGCAUUGCGCGGGCAUCAGUACUCUGGUGUGUCCCAUGAUGUGCCUGAAGAAACAGGACCUGUACAUCAAGUUCAAAGGACGAGUACAGGCAGCUUCUGCCCAUGUAAAGUCCCCAUGGGUGGAGUCCAGGUACCUGGAAUACAUUUUUGACGUGGAGCUAGCCCCACCCACCCUGGUGCUCACCCAGAUGGAGAAGAUCCUAAGUGUCAACGCUACCUACCAGCUGCCACCCUGCAUGCCGCGGUCACUGGAACUGAAGUACCAGGUGGAGUUCUGGAAGGAGGACCUGAGAAGCAAGACCGUGUUUCCAGACACUCCAUAUGGCCAGCCAGUCAAGAUUCCUCUCCAGCAAGAUGCUCGUGGACGCCACUGCUUCAGCGCCAGAACCGUCUAUACCUUAACCCACACGAAGUACAGCCUGUUCUCUGAGCCCAGCUGCAUCUUCCUAGCGGCCCCAGGGGCCAACAGGGCUGUCCUGGCGGUGCCCUUACUCUUGCUUCUACUGAUAGCAGCGGCUGCAGCGGGUACGGCAUGGAAGAAAAUGGAUGGGAACCCCUGGUUUCAGUGGGUGACGAUGCCCCAGGCACUGGACUUUUCUGAAAACAGACACCCAGUGGCGACCUUUCAGCCCAGUGGACCUGAGUUCUCAGGUGACUUGAUCCUCUGUCCCCAGAAGGAACUGACCAUAAGGACCAGACCAGUCCCUCGGGUCACAGGCCCAGCCACACUGCAGGCAGGAUCAGAAAAAGACAGUACUGAGGAUGAAGACGAGGACACAGACGACGACGGUGACAGCAUCCAGCCCUACCUGGAACGGCCCCUCUUCGUGAGGGAGAAGCUCCAGGUUACGGAGCAUUCAGAGGCAGAUGAAUCUGGGGUGGAUUCAGUUGGGAGCGAAGGCUCGUCUGCAUGGGACUCUUCAGGUGGGAGCUGGUCCAGCACAGGGGUCUCCUCAGGGGACUCCUCUUAUAAAGAUGAAGCUGGGUCUUCCAGCUGUUUGGACCAGAAGAAGCCAGACCAGGAGCCUCAUGGGGAUGGGCACCAGGGGCCUCUCCCAUGCCUGGAAUUUUCUGAGGACUUGGGCACUGUGGAAGAGCUUCUGAAAGACGACCUCUCUGGUUGGAGAAUAUGGGGUACCUUAUCCCCAAAGAGAGAUCUGGCUCCUGUGGAGCCCCCAGUUUCUCUUCAGACACUGACUUUCUGCUGGGACAGCAAUCCAGAGGAACAGGAGGAAGAAAAGGAGGAGGAAGAGGAGGAGGAAGAGGAGGAGGAAGAAGACUGGGAAUCAGACCUUAAGGACAGCAACACCAGCUGUUGGGAUGCUUCAAGCCCGCAGAGGACAGAGGUCAGGGGUGGGAUGCUGGGAGAUUACAUGGUCAGGUGAGAUGGCCCCAGUAGUCCAUCCAUGGACCAGAGGCACCUCCAAAAGCCGUGUCCCUUUGAAUGGUAGCCAAGGUCCUGGCCCUUCUUUAUGGAUCUUUAUGGCACCUUGUCAUUUUGUAAGAUGCCACCUGCUGUAGGUGACCUGUGAGCGGGAUGGAGCUGUGGUCAGAGACUAGUUGAGUUCCAGUCUGCCCACUGUCCCUGGGAUGACAGGUCUAAUGGAAAAUCACCCUCGGACCAAAUGAAGCAGGUGAAGCCGGGUGGCUGUGGACACCAAGGACUGACACGCCCUAGUCCAUAAGUCACACACAGCAUUGCACAAAACAGGCCUUGGUCCAAAUCACUGCUCUGCCGUUUCUGGCAGUCACUGAGCAAGUGACUCUUAACCUCUGCGCCUCAGUUUCCCCUUCUGCAGCUGUCACGUGGAUAUGGUGAGGGUUCGAGGAGUUUUCAGGUAAUGGGUGACAAGGGACCACCAAUGUCACAUGUACUGACUAUGCACUAAAACUCAUCAGUCCAGACUCCUGAGAGACCCCAGGCACCUCUCACCAGCAACCCCUAAGCCAGGAGUAACAAAAUACCUACCCUCCAACCUGUCUACCCUCUAGGUCACCCCAUUUCUUCCUUGUCACCUUCUAGUCAGGGGCUCCCUGAAACCACAGCCUGACCAACUUUGCUUCUUUCUCAAACAUAGUUCACCUUCCAGGGUCGACAUUGGUCAGGGCAGAAAUUGCACUCCUGGCCCGGUGUCCUUUUCGAAUGCCAUUGUAACAGGGUUUAAGUUUUUUGGGUGUUUGAUUGUUUGUUUAUUUAUUUGUUUUUAUCUGUUUUGGUCAUGAUGAGGUCCUAGUAUCUGAGAAGCUAGUGUCUUUUAGAAACAGACGACUGUCCUUUUGGGGGUGCGAUGUGUGUCCUCGGUCUGCAGGUGUCACUCAGAACCAAUGUGUUUGUGGCUGAGGACCUCAACAGUCCAUGAUGCAGAAGAGAGCUCACAACCGCUUUACUCACGGAGCUGUGCGGCUCUGAGGCACAACCUUACAGAACUCGUGUGAGGGUACCCCAUAAGGCAGACGUUUUCAACCUUCCUAACACUGCCAGCCAUAAACAGUUCUUCAUGGUAUGGUGACCCCCCCCCCAGUCAUAAAAUUAUUUCAUUACUACUUCAUACCUGUAGUUUUGCUACUGUUAUGAAUCACAAUGUAAAUAUCUGUGUUUUCCAGUGGUCUUAGGUGACCACUGUGAAAAGAUCAUUGGACCCCUAAAGGGGUCAUGACCCACACGGAGGUUGAGAAACACCAUCUUAAGGGCAUCUGAUUCGAGGGUUCUCUAGCUCAUUCUCAAAGGCCUUUGGGGCUCCAGGAUCUUCCCCCUUCAGUGGGAGUGGCCUCACUGAGUUAAUACACAGACAAUGGCUUUGCACAGAUGGUGUCUUGAGUGGGGUUCACAGGUAACAAAACCCUAAAGCACUGUCCUCAAUACAUACCUGUAUCAUUUCAAACAAACCUUUAAGUCACCUGGCAAGGCAGCCCUAGUGACUUAAUAUGUGUGUCCCCAAGAGUUCCCAGAGUCAUCAAACUGACAGGAGAUCUUUGUGACACACACACACACACACACACACACACACACACACACACACACACACCUACCUCCUACCUCACUGGGGUUUCCCUGCAACGAUGCUUGACCACAUCCCUGAGCCCAGAAGCAGACCAAACGCGCAUGCUUGAGGACAGUCAUAGCACUGGAGCAGCUCCUGGAAAUGUCCCAGCCCAGCCAGUGGCCUUCCUGAGACCCAGCUGAGCUGCGCCACAGAGGCUCUGUCAGAAAUCCUUCCAACUGUGACAGCCUUGGCCUCGCCUUCCGAGCUUACUCUCCGAUAGUCCACCUUACUGUUUACAAUGUUUCCCAAAGUUUACUUUCUGAUGGAGCCUUCUUGUCAUUCUAAAUCCCAGCUCCUUUCAGCCAUUAGGUCAUUGACAAAAGACUGUGGGAAGCCCAUGGAAAGGGCAGCAGGAACAACCCAGAAGUUCCUAAUGUGUGCUCAGCACUUAACUUAUAUGUAAGCAGCCCUGGGCGACAGUCUCUGGGCACCUCAAGGAUAACAAGGUCAAAGUGACUGACUGGAUUCGCAGUGGUGGGCAGCAUCGGCACACUGAGGCUAUACAUCUUUCUUACUUGUUUAUAUUACCUUUCUUGCAUAUUUGUAUUUUUGUUGAAUUUUGCACUGUAUUUUAUACCCUAUUUAAACAAUAAUAUCAGCUGGUAUAUAAUACCCAAAACCUUAAAUAAAGAGAUCUAUUUUUAGAGAAAA